Messenger RNA from Drosophila sulfurigaster albostrigata, 7631 nucleotides. It is a transcript of the gene dlg1, whose product is annotated as disks large 1 tumor suppressor protein. Gene Ontology annotation, cellular component: neuron projection; neuromuscular junction; postsynaptic density membrane. Gene Ontology annotation, biological process: chemical synaptic transmission. The coding region runs from base 101 to 4165 and encodes 1354 amino acids. The transcript has 18 exons. Gene Ontology annotation, molecular function: kinase binding. NCBI's taxonomy places the organism in Eukaryota, Metazoa, Arthropoda, Insecta, Diptera, Drosophilidae. The record is from RefSeq and is a predicted model, not a curated record.
GGAAAGGGAAAGGGAACCGUUGUUGGUCAAGUACAGUGACAGCGUGCGGGAGUCCAUCGAAUGCUUCUAUUCCGCUCAGGAUCUGCUCGAGUAUGGUCACAUGUUGUCCUCGUCUGCUUCAGCGGAGCAACAGCGCACUCCCGAUGUCGAGUCCGGGUACUUUGACAAAUCCGAGAGCGAUGAUGUGUCGCGUGAUGAAUUCGAAGCCAUCUCCUCGGGUAGCUUGCGGCGUCCGAAGGACACGCAGUUGGGUGCCUUGGGAGGCACAGCGAUCGAGAGCAGCUCGGAGAGUUUGCGCAUGGAGUUGAGUCGCUUUUGCAGCUCCAUGGAGGCUUUUGAGCGGCAGCAACUUGAGGCAGAGCCACAGUCAAUGGACUUUAAUACGCAAGGGGAACAGUUGGAGGAGCAUCACGGGAAUAGAGCGGGCCACAGGGAGAAGAAGUUGGAGCAGGAGCAGGAGGAGGGGACAGCGGAUGAACAGUUCCUCGAUACACAAAGUGAGCCAUAUAUUAUGCAGGUGUAUCGUCUAGAAGCUCAUCGAGCUCUUGAGCUGCUCGAAGACUAUCAUGCACGUCUGUCGGAGCCACAAGAUCGUGCCCUGCGUAUAGCAAUCGAAAGAGUCAUCCGCAUCUUCAAGUCCCGCCUCUUUCAGGCUCUGCUUGAUAUACAAGAAUUCUAUGAAUUGACAUUAUUGGAUGACUCGAAAAGCAUACAACAAAAGACCGCCGAAACUUUGCAAAUUGCAACCAAAUGGGAGAAGGAUGGACAGGCCACUAAGAUAGCCGAUUUUAUAAAAACUUCCAAUCUUAAUCGCAAUUGCGCCUAUGAGUUUAACAACGAUGCCACAAAUCCCAAUCCAAGUUCAAAUCUUAAUCAAAACGUCAACGCGGCCGCGCAUGCCGAAGCCUUAAGCAGAACAUUUAAAAAUGAAUUGGAAGAGAUUUUGAAUCAACGCAUGCGCAUUGAGACCGACUGUGAGAAUGCCAAAGAUGCCGCAGCCGAUGAUGCGGCAAUCCAACAAUUGCGCAACGCGCGUCCACCGCCACAGCAUCAGCAACAGCAGCAACAAGUGGUUCAACAGUUGCAGCAACAACAACAACAACAGCAGCAGCAGCAACAACAUCUUACGCAAUCACAGUCCGCGACAACCAGAAGCGGGACUCAGAUACUUCACAAGGCAUCCUCAACGAAGGUGAAUGGCGACGAUAGCUGGUAUUAUGAGGACAUUCAGCUGGAGCGUGGCAACUCUGGCCUGGGCUUCUCGAUCGCCGGCGGCACCGACAAUCCGCACAUUGGCACCGACACAUCCAUCUACAUUACGAAACUGAUACCGGGCGGAGCCGCUGCCGCCGAUGGUCGAUUGAGCAUCAACGAUAUCAUAGUCUCGGUGAACGAUGUGUCCGUUGUGGAUGUGCCGCAUGCAUCCGCUGUGGAUGCCCUCAAGAAAGCUGGCAACAUUGUCAAGUUGCAUGUGAAGCGAAAACGUGCCGCAAGCGCCACACCAAAUGCUGCUGGCAACGAUGUACACGACAGCGUCACAACGCCAGCAUCAGCAACAGCUUCAGCUUCAGCAGCAGGGGCAGCAACAACAGCCGCAGCAGCAGCAGCUGCGUCGGGGCCAAAGGUGAUUGAAAUUGAUUUGGUGAAGGGCGGCAAAGGUCUCGGCUUCUCGAUUGCCGGUGGCAUUGGCAAUCAGCAUAUACCUGGCGACAAUGGCAUCUACGUGACCAAAUUGAUGGACGGCGGCGCUGCUCAAGUGGACGGACGUCUCUCCAUCGGUGACAAGUUGAUUGCGGUGCGCACUAAUGGGAGUGAAAAGAAUCUGGAGAAUGUCACGCAUGAACUGGCUGUGGGCACGCUCAAGUCCAUCACCGACAAGGUGACACUGAUUGUGGGCAAGACGCAGCAUUUAACCAGCAGUGCAUCACAAUCGGGUGGCGGCGGAGGUGUUGGAAUCGCAGCCAGCCUAAGCGGCAGCAGCCAAUUGGGACAGGCGCAUUCGCAGUCGCAAUCACAAUUGUCGACAACGGCACGACAGCAGCAACAGCAGCAGCAGGAAUCCACAGGUGCGCCAUCAACAACAACAGCAACAACAACAGCUAACAAUGUAGUAGGAACAGCAGUCUCAGCAUCAGCAUCAGUCACUGACUCAGUCACAGCUAACAUAACAGCUAGCAAUUCCAAUUCCAAUACCAAUAGCAAUAUCAAUAUCAAUACCACAACCAAUUCCACUUCCAUUUCCAACAACACCUUCACCACCAACAUAACAACAGCCUCAAACAACAGCAAGAACAAGAACAAGAACAUGAAUCUCAACAACAACAACAUUAACAACAACAAUAAGAGCAACAGCAGCAGCAGUAACAACAACAACAGCAGUAACAGCAGCAGCAACAACAUCAGCAGCAGCAGCAGCAAUAAUCACAACAGCAAUUUAGCUGCAACUGCAACACAACAACAAGCAACACAGCAACAAGCAGCAUCCGCUUCAGCCCCAGCCUCAGCCUCAGCUUCUGUUGUCUCCGCUCAUAAUAAUGCUAAGCUUGCAAUGCCAAGCGUCGAGUUCAACCGUUCCCAAUCACCCUUGCCAAGGCAGCCCGGCUCAAGAUAUGCAUCGACGAAUGUCCUGGCGGCCGUGCCACCGGGCACACCUCGUGCAGUGAGCACAGAGGACAUCACUAGGGAACCACGCACGAUCACCAUACAGAAAGGACCUCAGGGUCUGGGCUUCAAUAUCGUUGGCGGCGAGGAUGGUCAGGGCAUCUAUGUAUCGUUCAUUUUGACCGGCGGUCCCGCUGAUCUUGGCUCUGAACUGAAGCGCGGCGAUCAACUGUUGAGCGUCAACAAUGUCAACUUGACGCAUGCCACGCACGAGGAAGCAGCCCAGGCAUUGAAAACAUCUGGCGGCGUGGUCACAUUGGUUGCACAGUAUCGACCCGAGGACUACAAUCGCUUCGAGGCGCGCAUUCAGGAGCUGAAGCAACAGGCAGCGCUUAGCGCUGGCGGCUCUGGCACGUUGCUGCGCACCACACAGAAGCGAUCGCUGUAUGUGCGCGCUCUGUUCGAUUACGAUCCGAAUCGCGACGAUGGGCUGCCGUCGCGUGGCCUGCCCUUCAAGCAUGGCGACAUUCUGCAUGUGACCAACGCGUCCGAUGACGAGUGGUGGCAGGCACGACGUGUCCUCGGCGAUAAUGAGGACGAACAAAUUGGUAUUGUGCCAUCGAAGCGGCGCUGGGAGCGCAAAAUGCGUGCACGUGAUCGCAGCGUCAAGUUCCAGGGACAUGCGGCGGCAAACAAUAAUCUAGAUAAGCAAUCAACUUUGGAUCGCAAGAAGAAGAAUUUUACAUUCUCACGCAAGUUUCCAUUUAUGAAGAGUCGCGAUGAGAAGAACGAAGAUGGCAGUGACCAAGAGCCGAAUGGAUUUGUAAACAGCAACAGUGAAAUCGAUGUUAACAAUGUUAACAACAAUCAAGCGAAUGAACCGCAGCCUUUUAUGCUUUGCUACACACAAGACGAUGCCAACGCUGAAGGAGCUUCUGAGGAGAACGUGCUGUCCUAUGAGGCCGUGCAGCGUUUGUCCAUCAACUACACACGUCCCGUCAUCAUAUUGGGACCCCUGAAGGAUCGCAUUAACGAUGAUUUAAUAUCUGAAUACCCCGAUAAGUUCGGCUCCUGUGUGCCACAUACUACGAGACCGAAACGCGAAUAUGAGGUCGAUGGACGGGACUAUCAUUUUGUGUCGUCGCGCGAACAGAUGGAGCGUGAUAUACAGAAUCAUUUGUUCAUCGAGGCUGGCCAAUACAAUGACAAUUUGUAUGGCACAUCGGUGGCCAGUGUGCGCGAAGUUGCCGAGCGUGGCAAGCACUGCAUACUGGAUGUAUCGGGCAAUGCAAUUAAGCGUCUCCAAGUGGCGCAACUCUAUCCCGUUGCCGUCUUCAUCAAGCCCAAGUCCGUGGACUCAGUCAUGGAAAUGAAUCGUCGCAUGACCGAGGAGCAGGCAAAGAAGACAUACGAGCGUGCUAUUAAAAUGGAGCAAGAAUUUGGCGAAUACUUCACGGGCGUUGUACAAGGCGAUACGAUUGAGGAAAUCUAUAGCAAAGUGAAGUCAAUGAUUUGGUCGCAGUCGGGACCAACCAUUUGGGUACCAUCGAAGGAAUCUCUAUGACCAACAGCCACAACAACAUGGACACUGCCGCCUCGAGUACGUUGUCGACCUGUCUCGAGAACAACCAACACACAAGCAACAACAUCAUCAACAAAUCAGUCGCACUGAUGCACCACAGCAACAACAACAGCAGCUGAAAGAAAAACAACCACGACGAUGACGACAACAAUAACAACCGCAACAACAACAACCAAUUUAAAGAAACCAAAAGCAACAAGAACAAACCAGAACAACAGCAACCAACUAGAUGUUGUUAAUGAUUAGAUGGUUAUAUAUUAUAUAUAUAAAUACUAUAUAUACAUAUAUAUAGUUAAGAAUCCAUAUUUAGAAUUUCCUCUCCCCCCCCCAAAACUUGAAGAAGGAUUCUAGAUUCUUACAGUUUGUCUCUGGUUUGUCGCUUGUUGUGUGGACAAAGCUGUUUUUGAACUGCAGCGGCGGCUGUUUAGUUUUAGUUAGAACAAAAUUGAUAUACAAACAAAAACAAAAACAACAAAAAAAGAAGAAAACACAAAAAAAAAACACUGAUUGCAUAUUACUACAUAAGAUCUAAGGCAGAAAAUCGAAUGCAGAAUGCGAGUCAAGGAAGAGGAGAAGGAGAAGGAUGGAGGAAGGAGGAGGAGAACGUUAGUGUUGUUUGUUUAUGUUGAUGUUAAUACGAGAGUUAUAGCGAGAAGUUAGAGUUAUGUUGACGCUAAUAAUGAUAAUGAUCGCAUAUUAUUAUUAUUAUUAUGUUAGGAUACAUGUAUAUGUAAAAGUCUUUAAGUGCGACUAGCGUCAAAUAUACAUAUACUACGUUAAUGAUAGCAAUUGAAAGUUGACACACGAUGACGAAGAAGAAGAAAAAGAAGAAGACGAAGAUGAAGUUGAAAAUGAAGACGACGACGACGACGACGAUAAGUUGGUGCAUUUGUUGUUAGAUGUAUUGUAUUUUUUCCCCCACGCGCGCGCCUUUGCCUAAUGCAACACACACACACACAAAUCGACAUGAAUAUGUACACACAUACACACAGACCCAACUCCCAUGUAGCCUAUAACUAACAGUAAAAGCGUCAGCAACGAGCAAAAGAAAUAAGAAACACAGAGAUGGGGAAAAACAAUAAGAAGAAGAAGAAGAAAAACGUUCUUUCAAUGCAAAAAGUCAUUUUACUACUUAACAAGAUUGUGGAAGAAGAAGCGUCGUGAAGAAAAAACAAAAGAAAACAUAACAAAUAAAAAGAAAAUACAUACACACACACACACACACACACACACAUACAUAAGCAUAUUACGAUCAAUACAACAUAUACAUAUAUAGUAUAUAUACACACACACCGAUACGGUUUAAUUUUACAAAGAGAAUAUGCAACAACAACAACAAAAAGAAGAAAAAAAAAACAAAACUCAAAUGCCCCCAACAGAAGGUAUUUACAAUUUUUUUUAUAUAAUAUAUAUACAUAUAUAUAUCGACAGCAAACAAUUAGCUAAUGUUCAACAAAAAACAAAAAAAAAAAAAACAAAGAAAAAUAAAAAAAGCAAAAACAAAACGAAAACGAAAACAAAUUCAUGAAUUGUAGACAACGCACAUAACUGCUAACUAUACUUUAUUAUUAUUAUUUUUUUUAUUCCUCCAACUCUUUUUGUUCUAAAGAAAUUUAGUAAAAUUCAAAGUUUAUUAAUAUUAUUCUACUUUAUAUACAUACAUAUAAAUAUACUAUAUAUUUUUUUUUAUUUGUUUUUUUCGUUUUGUGUGCCCAUUAAAUAUAUAUUAUUUUGUCUCAGUCCUUUAAUUUGUAAUAUGAAUAUAUACUACUUAUAAAUACACACAUACUAUUUUGUAAAUUAUGAACUCUCUUUGAACCCCCCGCCCCCGCCCCGCCCCGACCCGCGCUUAUAAACAUUAUAAAGCAUUGAGAAAACAGUAUAAAUUGUAUUGUGUGCAAACAAUUGAUGAGAACAAUUGAACAAUUGUUGCAUGCAAAAUUCAUUUCUUUCACAUUGUUGUAUUUAAUAAACACAAAAACCUAAGCGAAUUAUAUUAAUUUAAAUCUAAACAAAAGAAAAAGCAGUAAAUGUAAUAAAAAUAAACAAACAAAACAAAAAAAAGAAGAAAAAAGAAAACAAAAAAAAAACAAAAACAUAUAUUUCAUCAAAAUGCGUAAACACUUUUUACUCUCGAUUCUCUUCUCACUUAUAUAAAUAUAUAUGAUAGACACGCCUUUAAAAAGGAUAAUGUUUAACUGCGAAACAAAAAAGAAAACUUAAAGAAAUGAAAAGAUAGGAAAAAAAUUGCAAAUAAUUUUGUAAAUUCAAAUGUGUGUUCACCAUUUACCACAACAACAACAACAAAAGAUGUCCCAUAUAAGAAAUGUGUGUUUUUUUUUUUUAUAAAUAUAUAUACGAGUAUUAUAAUAGAGAGUGUAUCGAAAGAGCCACGACUGCGAAAAUUGGGUAUGCAAAAGGGCGAUAUAAUAGGUAUAUAUUAUAUAGUUAAUAUAUGUAUAGUAGAAAAAGUCUCUUAUGUGAUGAAGAUGACGAUGAAGCAGAUGAUGAUGAUGACGAUGAUAAACCUGAGCCCAUUUUUGAAUCCAAAUAACGAUCGUAUCGUAUAUGGAACUUAUGAUAUUGUAUUAAGCUGGUCGUCGUUAAUUACAUUUUUUUUUUUUUAGGUUGUUUUUUUUUGUAUAGAUAAGUAUACGUUCACCCAUAAGACCUUAAACUGCCCAUUGUCCAGUUCAUGCUAGCGACAGUUUUCCAUUCUAGUAUUUACCCCACACUUGCAAGAUGGGGAGUUUUAUCUAUCUAGCUAUAUAUACUAUAUAUACAUCAAAGAAAAAAAGAAACCUACAUACUAGUACUAGUAGCCAAAUCGCUUUCAUCUACUGCCCAUAGUUUCGAUCAAAUAAAAAAACAAAUAUAUAUAUACGUAUAUAUCGAUAUAUAUAUAUUCCGCCUUGCGCCAUUGCAUUAUCUUAUUAGUGAAGUACCUCACGCCUCUGUGUAAACAAAAUCAAACGGAAAGCAAUUUAAAGUACAUAACAAAAAAGAAAAAAAAUGAAAAUGAAAAUGAAGAAAUUUAAACAUUAUUGAAUAGAGCAAAAACUUGGAGAGUGGAGGACGAUGUUCAAAUAGCAAAUAGAUGAUAAUAAAUAUGAGAAAAUACGUGAAAAAAUGGAAAAAUUUAUUAAUUUACUAACUAAUGUAUCAUUUAUAAAACUAACUACACACUAUAUAGUAUAUAUAUAUAGUACUAACUUAUAUACAUAGAACAUCACAGUGCAGUUCAUUUUGGAUUUGAGAAUUCCAUAAAGUAAAAGGUAAACUGUUCCAAAGCCUUAAAUGCAAUUAAUUAAAGCAUUUACGAGUAUAUUCAUAACUUACACACACACAUUCACACACACACAUGCUUAACCAUCCGAAGACCUAUUUGUAAUAACAAAAGAAACCGAAAAAAAAUGAAAAGAAAAGAAAAAAUAAAAACUAAAGACAA